UGUCCCCGCUCGGUGGCCAUGCUGCGGUGCCACGUUGUCGCCGCCCGCAUCCCCGGGGCCACCGGCUUCGGUCCCGGUGUCCUGCUCUCCGUCUCCUUCCGAGGUGUCCCCAGGAGAACCCAGGUGGUGCCCGAGGAGCGCAGCCCCACCUGGAACGAGGAGCUGGCGUGGCCGCUGGACGCGUGUCCCCUGAGUGCCACCGACGCGCUGGCCCUGCGCCUGCGGCGAGGGGACUGCCCGCUGCCCCAGGGGGACCUGGGCGCCGCCACGGUGUCGCUGGGCGAGCUGGCGGCCACCCCCAGCCUGCCGCUGGCCCUCGGGGACAUCCCGCUGCUGGACCACCGCGAGCGGCCCACGGGGUGCACCGUCACCCUCUGCUGCUACCACGGCCCGCGCGGGGACGUCGCUGUCACCAGCGAGCAGGACCAGGUGGCCCUGGAGCCGCCCGCGGUGGCACCCGCCGACAGGAAAGAGGAUUUCCAGGUCCGGGUGAGGGUCAUCAGGGGCCGCCAGCUGCGGGGCAAUGGCAUCAGGCCCGUGGUGCGGGUGCAGAUCGGGAAGCGCCACUUCCGCAGCCGCAGCCGCAGCGGGAACAACCCCUACUUCGACGAGGUGUUCUGUCAGAAUUUCCGCAUGACGCCCGAGCAGCUGGUGGCACAGCCCAUCCACAUCCAGGUGCUCCGUUCACCAAACAUCUGCACCAAACCCGUCAUCGGCAUCUUCGAGCUCGACAUCGGCACCGUCUACUCUGCCCCAGGGCGCAGCCUGAGCGGGAAGUGGCUGAGCCUGCAGCACCCGCGGCUCCGCGACGGCCGCUCGCAGGGCUGGCUGCAGGUCAGCCUGGUGGUGCGCCGAGCCGGAGAGAGCGCCCAGGUGAGCCCCGCGCCCCGAAAUCCCCCAAAAUCCCCGAUGGGGCGUCCCCGCGCCGCCACCUCCAUCCCUGCACGCCAGGAGCAGGAGGUGCCGGCGGGGGACGAGGAUGUGGAGGCCAACCUGCUGCGGCCACCGCCGUGCGCCGCCACGCUGCAGAUCCGCGUGUUCCGCGCCGAGCUCCUGCCGCUGGGUGGGGACACCGGGGAUUGGGGUGGGGACAUCGGGAAUUGGGGUGGGGACACCGGGAAUUGGGGUGGGGACACCGGGAAUCGGGGUGGGAACUCCGGGGAUUGGGGUGGGAACAGCGGGGAUUGGGGUGGGGACAUCGGGAAUCGGGGUGGGGACACCGGGAAUUGGGGUGGGGACAUCGAGGUUAGGGUGGGAACCUCGGGAAUUGGGAUGGGGACAUCGAGGUUAGGGUGGGAACACCGGGAAUUGGGGUGGGGACAUCAGGAAUUGGGGUGGGGACAUCGGGGAUUGGGGUGGGAACCUCGGGAAUUGGGGUGGGAACCUCGGGAAUUGGGAUGGGGACAUCGGGAUGUGGCGUUGGGACAUUGGGGUUUGGAAUGGGGGUGGUUUUGGGGACCCCCCCUUUCCCAUCACAAGGUGGGCAUGGGGGAAUUUGGGGCAAAGGGUGGAUUUGGGGACCCCCCCUGCUCACCACAGAGUGGGAACACUGGGAUUUGGGGGCAAAGGGUGGAAUUGGGGACCCCCCUGCUCACCACAGAGCAGGAGCUGGGGGUGGUUCGGGGUGGGGGUGGCUCUGGGGACCCCCCCAAUGUCGCUGCUGGCCAUCCCCGCGCAGCGGAGCCGCGCCUGGGCGGCGCCGCGGGCUCGCUGAAGGCGUCGGUGCGGGUCGGCUUUGCGGGCAGGACGCUCUGCACCCGCUGGGUGCCCGCCGAUGCCAGCCCCGAGUGGAACGAGGUUUUGUUCUUCCCCCUGCGGCUGCCCCCCAUCUGUGACGAGAUCCUGCUGGAAAUCCUGCGUGGGUCGUGCCGCAGCAAAGCCGUGGGCAGGGCCACCCUGAGGCUGUCCCAAAUCUCCCGGGACCCCGACGAGCUCGAGGAGGGGACCCCCGGGUUUUUCCCCUCCUUCGGGCCCAGCUUCCUGCCCUUCUACGGCCCCCGGGAGGACGCGGCCAGGGACUCGGGGCCGGUCUAUGGGGGCCGCCUGCUGCUGGAGCUCUGCACCCACCCGGGGUCCCCCCCCGGCCGCCCCCGCGACGCCGCGGCCCCGGUGGACGCCGAGCGGGCGCAGAGCCGCCUGCCCCGCUGCCGCCUGGGGCUCUGUGGGGUUUUCUACUCGGCCACCAUGGUGCCCGGCGGCCCCGAGGCGCUGAGCCUGGAGCUGGGCAUCGGCUCCGCCGCGGCCGCCACCGCGCCCGCCCUGCCCGCCUUCGACGGGAACCUCUACCACCACCUGCCGUGGUUCCGGGACAAGCCGGUGGUCGCUGUCACCUCGCUGUGGGAGGACGCCGGGCACCGCUGGGACAGCCUGAACCUCCUGCGAGCCCUGUGCCAGCGCCUGGAGAGGAACCUGUCCGAGCUGCAGGGACACCGCGGGGACAGCGCCGGGGACAUCGGGACAAAGCUGCUGCAGGAGCUGGAGCAGGACUGCGAGGCCGCCCUGCAGUGCCUGGAGGAGCAGCCCGCUCUGACCGCCCUGGACCAGCAGCUCCGGAGCUGCCGGCGCCGCCUCCUGCGGCGGCUGCGGAGCGAGGCCGGGGCCGGUGGCGGGCACGGGGACACCCUGGCGACAGUGGCCCAGGGCUGGCUGCGGCAGGCGGCCGCGCUGGCCGUGGAGGUGACACCCAAAACCCCAAAACGGGACAAAUCCAAACCCCACAAGGCUGAGGCUGGGAGUGUCCAGGCUCCCUGUGGGGCCGUUCCUGUCCCCGUUGUGGCACCGCUCUCACCCCUGUCCCCUGUCCCCGUGUCCCCGCAGCCGCAGGCCGGUGUCCCCGACGUGCAGCUGUGGCUGCUGCGGGGCCAGCUGCGGGUGGCCUCGGCCCGUGUCGCCGCCACCGAUGUCCUGCACUCGCCGCGCGGCCCCGGCGCCUGCGGCCGCCUCUGCGGGAGGAUCCUCACCCUGUUCCUGGUGGGAGCUCCCCUGCCGUCCCUGCGUGUCCUCCUGGUGUCCCCUGGUGUCCCUUGGUGUCCCUCCGUGUCCCCUUGGUGUCCCUUCGUGUCCCCUCGGUGUCCCCACAGCCCUUCGUGUCCCUCCAUGUCCCCCUUCCUCUCUGCUCCCUGUCCCCUCCGUCCCUGCUCCAUGUCCCCUCCACACCCCCUCUGUCCCCUCCGUGUCCCCUCCGUGUCCCCAUGUCCCCCUGGCUGCGGGGACAGCCAGGCGCAGGUGCGGGUCCGGCUGUGGCUGGGGCGAGUGGCCGAGAGCGGCGAGCUGGCCGCGCUGCUCGGGGGGAGCCUGCGCUUCUACAGCGAGACGUACGAGCACCAGACGCGGCUCUUGGGGAAAUGGGGCCCCCGGGGGCUUUUGGGGCGCCCCGCGUUCUCCGACAGCUCCGGCCGGGCCGCGCCCCCCCCGGACGAGCUGCGGCCCCCCAAGGGCUGGCGCUGGGACGGGCCCUGGAGCGUGGAGCGGCCGCGGCGGGUGCCGGCGCAGGGCGCGGGGAGCGCGGUGCUGGAGGAGCUCUACGAGAACCAGAGCCGCGACCCCAGCGGGGGCUGGGCCAGCACGGCCACCACGGACGCCAAGGGAGUGGCGGUGCCACCGAAGGAGGAGGUGGCCUGUCCCCAGGGCUGGCGUGUCACCAGUGACUGGCACGUGGACGUGGAGGGGACCGAGGAUGAGGACGGUUGGCAGUACGGGGUGGGCACGGAGGAUGGCGGCCCCCCGGCAGCGUGGCACAGCAAGGGACAGCAGUGCCACACGCUGCGGCGCCGGCGCUGGCUCCGGGUCCGCCACAGGGACAGCAACAGCUGGACACAGGAGCAGGACACGGACACCCUGGACCCCGAGGAGCUGUGGGAGGACGAGGCCUGGCAGCCCGAGUGCUUCUGGGGCUGCUCCUUCCAGCCCCCGGUUCCGGCCGGUCCCCGGUGCCGCCGGCGGCGCUGGCAGCGCAGCCUGGUGCCCGCCGAGCCCGCGGCCGUGGCGCCGCUCUUCCUGCUCCAGGGAGCCCCGGACACCGAGGAGCCGGCCCAGGACGGUGCAGCCGCGGUCCUGCAGCAGCCGCCCGUCUUCAUCCUCUGCAGCUUCCAACGGCCCGGCCGCUUCCAGCUCCGCUGUUACAUCUUCCAGGCGCUGGAUCUGGCGCCCGGCGGCUCCAGGAUCUCCAUAGAUGCCGCGGCGCAGGUGUCGUUCGUGUCCCGGAGCCAGCGCACGCGGGCGGUGCGCGGCGCGCUGGACCCGCGCUGGGAGCAGACGCUGCUCUUCGCCGGGGUGCCGCUGUGCGGGGACCCCCGGGGCGUCCCGCGGGACCCCCCCGCCGUGGUGGUGGAGGUGUGCGAGCAGCGGGGACAGGGCCCCGCGGCGCUGCUGGGCCGGUGCGUGGUCGCCCCGCGGGUCUGGCUGGACGCGGCGCUGCGGGAGCCGCCCCGGCUCCAGCCCCACCCGCUGCGGGGCCCGCGGGGCGCGGCCGGGGAGCUGCUGGCGGCCUUCGAGCUCCUGCACGAGCCCGAGGACGGGUCCCCGGCUCCGCUCAGCCCCCCGCCCCUGAGGAAGGACGGGCUGGGGUUCGGCAUCCCCCCGGAGCUGCGGCCGCGCCUGCAGAGGGUGGCGCUGGAGGUGCUGGCCUGGGGGCUGCGGGGGCUGCGCGGGGCCGUGCGGGAGCCGCGGCUGGAGCUGCAGUGGGGGGAGCAGAGCCUGUGGACCCCCCCGAUCCAGGACACGGCCACCAACCCCAACUUCCCCAGCAACGCCUUCCUGCUGACGCUGGCGCUGCCCGAGGAGCAGCGCUUCGUGCCGCCCAUCCGCCUGCGGCUCUGGCACCGCGCGGGCUCCGAGCGCCGGCUGCUGCUGGGCCAGGCCAGCGUCAGGGACCUGCGCCAGUACCGCUGCCACCCGCCCGGCCAGCAGCAGCUGCUGCGCCCCGGCGGGCCCGGCAAGGGCCCUCACACGGCUGUGGCAAUGCCAGACCAGCUCCUUCCCGCGCGGGUCCCCUGCAGCCCCUGCAGACGCUGGUGGUGCCUGCUCCUGGCCACAGCCCCGGCCAGGAUGGCUCAGGGCCUGCUCGGCUGCCUGAGGAACAAGCGGGCUGAGGACGAGUACGAGGAAGACGAGGAGGAGGAGGAGGAAGAUGAUGAUGAUGAUGAGGAGGACGAGGAUGAGGACGAGGAGGACGAGGAGGAAGAGGAGAGGGACUGGUGGAGCAGAUUCUACGCAUCCAUGGAGGACAAGGACCCCAAAUCCCCGUGGAGAACCAACGGGGACAGACUGAAGAUCUACGGCUGCGAGCUGGAGGCGGUGCCCGAGUUCCAGGGGCUGCAGGAUUUCUGCCAGACCUUCCCCCUCUCCAAGCCCGGCCGCGCCGCCGAGCCCGUGGGCAGCUUCAAGGGGCUGUUCCGCAUCUACCCCGUGCCCGAGGGGGCGGGAGCGGCCCCCGCCCCGCUCUGCUUCCAGCGGCUGCCCCCGCGCCAGCCGCAGCCGUGCCUGGUGCGCGUCUACGUGGUGCGAGCCUUCGACCUGUCCCCCCGCGAUGUCACCGGCCUGAGCGAUCCCUACGUGCGGGUGGCGCUGGGCAAGAAGACGCUGGGGCAGCGGGACCAGUACGUGCCCAACACCCUGGAGCCCGUCUUUGGCAGGAUGUUCGAGCUGACGGCCACCAUCCCCCUGGAGAAGGACCUGCGGGUGACAAUCAUGGACCACGACAAGGUGCCACCGGACCAGGAGAUCGGCAGCACCACCAUCGACCUGGAGGACAGGCUGCUGUCCCAGCGCCGCGCCCACUGCGGGCUGCCCGCCCUGUACCACACCGCGGGCCCCGCGUGCUGGCGGGACCAGCUGUGCCCCAGCCGGGCCCUGGAGCUGCUGGCGGGCACCCGGGGGCUGCCCGGGCCCCGCUUCAGCCGCGGGGGCACCGCCCUGAGCCUGAGCGGGCAGCGCUUCGAGCUGCACCACUUCGAGCGGGGCCACCCCCCGGCGCGACACGCGGGGCCCCCCCGGGAGCGCCUGGCCCUGCACGUGCUGAACCUGUGCGAGCUCGUCCCGGAGCACCUGGAGACCCGCGGGCUGCAGAGCCGCGCCCAGCCCGGCCUGGAGCAGGGCAAGGUGCAGAUGUGGGUGGACAUUUUCCCCGCCAGCCUCGGCCCCCCCGGGCCCCCGGUGAACAUCGACCCCCGCAAGGCCGAGGGGUACGAGCUGCGCUGCGUGGUGUGGAACGUGCGGGACGCGGACCUUGGCGACGUCAACCUGCUGGGCCAGCGCAUGAGUGACAUCUACGUGUCGGGGUGGCUGGACGGGCUCCCCGAGCAGCGGCAGCACACCGACAUCCACUACCGCUCCCGGAACGGCAGCGGCGCCUUCAACUGGCGCUUCGUGUUCCCCUUCGAGUUCCUGGCGGCCGAGAAGCUCUGCGCCAUCCAGCGCAAGGAGCACGUGUGGAGCUUGGACGCGACGCUGCUGAAGGUGCCGCCCAAACUCAUCCUGCAGGUGUGGGACAACGACAAGUUCAAGGCGGACGAUCUGCUGGGGAUCCUGGAGCUGGAGCUGCUGCGGCUGCCCCGCCCGGCCCGCAGCCCCCGCCUGUGCCGGGCCACGCCGCCGGAGCUGCCCUGGCUCUCCUGGCCCUGGCUGUCCCGGGCCUGGCUCUGCCUGCCCCGCUUCUCCCGGGGCUGGCUGGCCCGGGCCUGGCUGUCGCUGCCCCGCUGCUCCCGGGGCUGGCUGCCGGUGGCGCGGCUCUCCCGGCGGCUCUCCCGGCGCUGGUGCCGGGCCCCGGCGCUGCAGCGCUCGCCGCUGAACCUGUUCCGCAGGAGAAGGGCCCGCGGCUGGUGGCCCUGCACCGUGCAGGAGGACGGCGGCCAGCGGCUCUCGGGGAAGCUGGAGCUCAGCCUGGAGCUGCUGACGGCGCGGGAGGCGGAGGAGCGGCCGGUGGGGAAGGGCCGGGAGGAGCCCAACAAGCACCCGGCACUGCCCGAGCCCAGGCGCCCCAAGUCGUCGUUCCUGUGGCUGCGGUCCCCGCUGAGCCUCGUCCGCCACGGCAUCCGCUGGCGCUACCUGCUGUGGCUCGGCCUGGGGCUGGCGGCGCUCCUGCUGCUCCUGCUGAUCCACUCCUUCUUCCCGGGCUCGCUCACGGUGAGGGUGGCUGAGCCGCGCCCGCUCCCGCCGGGCACGGAGCGUCCCGGAGCGCAGCGCUGAGGAGCAACCGCCCGGCCCCGCCAUUCCCCGGCUCCGAGCCCCCUCCGGGUGUGCUCGGUGGGUUCUGCGGCCAGGAGGGGAUGGCCCCGCUCCGGAGCCGCUGUCCAUCCACGUUUCCCCCUAACAAAGCCGUGUCCGAGGAGCCCCGGAGCAUCGUUCCCGUCUCUGGCGGUCGGGGGGGACAGGGACGCGCUGAGCCCAGCCCCGAUCCCAAAUCCAGCCCUAACUCCAGCCCCAGCCCCAGCUCCAGCUCCCAAAUUCCUGCCCGAACCCCGAUCCGCCACCAGCCCCCAGCCCAGCGCCAGCCCCGGUCCCCGGAGCGGGGAGGGAGGCGGGAGCGGCGCCGGCCCCGCUGCUCCCGGUGCCGGAUCGCGGCGGGCCGUGGCGGCGGAGAGCCAGCCGGGCUCCCUGCCCGCCGGGCCGGGCCGGGCCGGCGGAAGCACGGACGGACACCGGCCGGAGCAUCCCCCGGGGCGAGUGCAACAGAGACAGCACCGGCACCGAUAAUUCCCGGGAAUGAGGAGGGCGGAGAUCCCCCGGGGAGGGGAAAACGAACACCGGGGCGAGCAUCCCGCCGGGACAACGACGAUGCACGCCGGGGCGAGCAUCCCCCCGGGGAAACGGCUGCGGCCACCGGCAGCCGUGCCCGCUCCGCACCGGAGCCCUGGGCCGACCGUGCCGGGGCAAGGCCGGGCCCCGGCCGGAGCACCCCCGGGGCCGGAGGGCGGAGAUGCCCCGGCCCUGCCCCGGCCCUGCCCCGGGCCGAGCCGGACGCUCCCGGUGACCGGGCCCGGUGCGCCCCGGCCCCGCCCCGCGGAACCCUCCCAGCCAAUCGCAUCGCUCCGUCUCGCUCCGGCCCCGCCCCUCAUUGUGUCCCAACAAUGCAAAACGCGCUAUGCCCCGCCCCUCCUUGGUGGCGCUCGGCUCCCAUUGGCUGCCGCCGAGGGGGGGCGGGGCUAACCUGACUAUAUAAAGCGGCUGCGGGGGGGG
This is a messenger RNA of Passer domesticus (house sparrow), 8175 nucleotides long. It is a transcript of the gene FER1L5, whose product is annotated as fer-1 like family member 5. The transcript is spliced from 49 exons. Gene Ontology annotation, cellular component: membrane; cytoplasmic vesicle; T-tubule. Bases 19 to 7185 code for a protein of 2388 amino acids. The record is from RefSeq and is a predicted model, not a curated record. Gene Ontology annotation, biological process: plasma membrane repair; macrophage activation involved in immune response; monocyte activation involved in immune response. NCBI's taxonomy places the organism in Eukaryota, Metazoa, Chordata, Aves, Passeriformes, Passeridae.